Messenger RNA from Phycodurus eques (leafy seadragon), 1785 nucleotides. RefSeq names its product WAP, follistatin/kazal, immunoglobulin, kunitz and netrin domain containing 1 (gene wfikkn1). NCBI's taxonomy places the organism in Eukaryota, Metazoa, Chordata, Actinopteri, Syngnathiformes, Syngnathidae. The coding region runs from base 1 to 1785 and encodes 594 amino acids. The record is from RefSeq and is a predicted model, not a curated record. The transcript has 2 exons. Gene Ontology annotation, molecular function: serine-type endopeptidase inhibitor activity; protein binding. Gene Ontology annotation, cellular component: extracellular region.
AUGCAUAAAACCCAUCUACCACUUUUGGAUUAUAGAUGCGGCAAGAGGAAUACCAUUUGGCGCUAUGCACUCUACUCCAAUAGACAAGAAGUGGGAUGGAUUCGCGGAUAUUUGCGAACAAUUUUGGUUUUCCAAUUACUCGGACUUUCUCUGGGUGCAAGUGUGUCACCACCCAAAGUGGAACACGAGGGGCUUUGUCCCAACACACUUAACACAAAUCUCUGGGUUGACGCACAAAGCACCUGCGAGAGAGAAUGCAACGUUGAUGAGGACUGUGCUGACUUUGAGAAGUGCUGUACCAACGUGUGCGGCCUCAACAGUUGUGUAGCUGCACGAUUCUCCGAUGGCACCACUGCUCAGCCUGAUGGCCUUGGGGGGAAAGGGGACGGCGCCCCGGGGUCCACGGCGACCUGCGAUGGAUUCAUCUGCAGCCAGCAGGGAGCCACAUGUGACAUCUGGGACGGCCAGCCCAUCUGCAAGUGUCGGGACCGAUGCGAGAAAGAGCCCAACUUCACCUGCGCAUCGGAUGGCCUCACGUAUUUCAACCGCUGCUACAUGGAUGCAGAGGCCUGCAUCCGGGGGGUGACUCUCACUGUGGUCACCUGCCGAUUCUACCUCGCAGGACCCCACACUAGUCCGCUGCCUCAGGGCACGACUGCUUAUCCCACACCAACAUCCUCUGAGGAGGAACCAAUGCCACCCACGCUGUACUCCAACCCUCACCACCAGUCCAUCUAUGUCGGAGGCACGGUCAGCUUCCACUGUGAUGUCAUAGGCAUCCCCAGACCCGAUGUAACCUGGGAGAAACAAAGUGAGCGGCGCGAGAGACUCGUCAUGAGGCCGGAUCAAAUGUACGGCAAUGUGGUGAUUACCAACAUUGGAAAGCUUGUCAUCUAUAACGCCCAGGUGUGGGACACGGGCAUCUACACGUGCAUUGCACGCAAUUCCGCAGGGGUUCUCCGUGCAGACUACCCUCUAUCAGUCAUACGCCGGGCUGAUGACGACUUCUCUGAUGAUCCGGAGAUGCCCAUGGGGAGGCCCUUCUCACCAGCUGACUGCCUGGCUGAAGUGGACACGAGAGUGUGCAGCGGUGAGCGCCAUACGGAUUGGUACUAUGACAGCAAGCUGGGCUCUUGCAUGGCGUUCAGCAAUGGAGGAUGUGAGGAUAGCCGCAACCGAUUUGAGACUUAUGAGGAAUGUAAGGCCUUCUGUCAGAGAGAGGGGAAUGGGAUCUGCUCCCUACCUUCAGUCCAGGGCCCCUGCAAAGCUUGGGAAGUGCGUUGGGCUUGGAAUUCCAUCAUGAAGCAGUGCCAAGCUUUCGCCUACGGUGGCUGCCAUGGGAAUGCUAACAGCUUCGGCACGCAAAAGGAGUGUGAAGCAAACUGCCCAGCACCCAAAAGGAAACCUUGCAAGACGUGUAGGCUUAAGGGGAAAAUGGUGCCUAGUUUAUGCCGCAGUGACUUUGCCAUUGUGGGGCGGCUGACCGAGCUCGUUGAGGAUCUGGACUCGGGAUUGGCCCGCUUUAGCUUGGAAGAGGUUCUCAGAGAUGAAAAGAUGGGCUUGACUUUCUUCAACACCAAACACCUUGAGGUGACCAUUGACAAGAUAGACUGGAGUUGUCCUUGCCCAAACAUCACCUUGGAGGAAAACCCUCUGCUGGUGAUGGGCGUGGUGCAGGACGGCAUGGCCAUCAUCCAGUCAGACAGUUACGUCAGAGCAAUAACUGAUCGCAGACUUAAGAAGCUUCGUGAAGUUCUGGUUAAAAAGACCUGCCAGACAUUGUAA